AACCCUGCCCCCUAUCAGCGUCCAUUUUGGGGAAAGCAGGAAGUUGUCUUGUGGGGGGAAACCUCAUGACAAACAUAACUGAGCUUCUUAAAUAUCCACUGAUAUAUACAUCGUGAUAUCUUUUUGUUUGAAUGAUUGUUGGGUGUAUUUGUUGCUCGUUUAUAGGCGGAUCUGACCGUUUAUUUUGCAGUUGUGUUGAGUGUCAAACUUCACGCGCGCGUAGCAGAGGUCGCGACGACAACCGGAGUCCUAAAUAAAACCAGCAGGUCAGAAUGGCGGAUGACUUCGAUGUUGAGGCCAUGCUGGAAGCUCCUUAUAAGAAGGGUGAAAGCAAGUCUUCUAGCGCCAAUGGUCAUAAUGAGGAACGCAGCAAAAAGAAAAGACGCAGCAACAGUCGUAGUCCGAGUCCAGGCCGCCGGAGGAGUAGAAGUGGAGGGCGCAAGAAGAGCCGAGAACGACGCAAGAGCCGCAGCCGUGAGCGAAGACGUUCACGAAGCAAAGAGCGCAAACGUUCAAGAUCCCGCAGCAAGGAUCGUGGUGGACGUUAUCGUGGACGCAAAAGCCCCUUUAUGGGGCCGAAAUUAAAUGGUGGUCCCGGAGGGAAGACCGGCCCACAACAUUUCACCAAACACAGUCGCAGGCGCUCUCGGAGCAAAAGCCCGUUUAAGAAGGACAAAAGCCCCGUCAGGCAACCGAUAGAUAAUCUAAGCCCAGAAGAGAGAGACGCCCGUACAGUGUUCUGCAUGCAGCUCGCUGCCAGAAUUAGACCCAGAGAUCUGGAAGAAUUCUUCUCUGCAGUGGGAAAAGUCCGUGACGUGAGGAUGAUCUCAGAUAGAAACUCUCGGAGGUCAAAGGGCAUUGCCUACAUUGAGUUUGUGGAGGCCACAUCAGUACCGCUGGCAAUCGGCCUGACGGGGCAGAGAGUUCUGGGAGUACCUAUCAUAGUCCAGGCCUCGCAGGCUGAGAAGAACAGGGCUGCAGCCAUGGCCAGCAUGCUUCAGAGAGGUGGUGCAGGGCCCAUGCGGCUGUACGUUGGCUCCCUGCACUUCAAUAUAACUGAGGACAUGCUCAGGGGCAUUUUUGAGCCAUUUGGAAAGAUUGAGGGCAUCCAGCUAAUGAUGGACAGUGAGACGGGCAGGUCGAAAGGAUACGGCUUCAUAUCAUUUGCAGAUGCAGAAUGUGCUAAAAAAGCCCUGGAGCAGCUAAAUGGUUUUGAGCUUGCAGGGCGGCCAAUGAAGGUGGGUCAUGUUACCGAGCGUUCGGAUGCCUCAUCGGCCAGCUCCUUCUUGGACAACGAUGAGCUGGAGAGAACUGGCAUUGACUUGGGCACGACGGGUCGCCUUCAGCUGAUGGCAAGACUCGCAGAAGGCACAGGACUGCAGAUUCCUGCCGCUGCCAAGCAGGCUUUACAGAUGAGUGGUUCUGUGGCGUUUGGAAAUCUGGCAAAUGCCUCAGCCGCACCUCCUCUUAUUCCCAAUCCGGGGAUGAACCAAGCUAUGAACCUUCCAACCCAGCCUCUGGCCACACACUGUUUACAGCUCUCCAACAUGUUCAGUCCACAGACGGAAAACGAACCUGGCUGGGACAUGGAGAUACGGGAUGAUGUCAUCGAGGAGUGCAAAAAACACGGAGGAGUUGUUCACAUAUACGUUGACAAGAACUCUGCUCAAGGAAAUGUUUAUGUAAAAUGUCCAACCAUCCCAGUAGCAAUGGCUGUUGUCAGCGCUCUGCACGGGCGGUGGUUUGCAGGUAAAAUGAUCACAGCUGCCUACGUGCCCCUCCCUACAUACCAUAACCUGUUUCCAGACGCUGCCACAGCCACGGAGCUCCUGAGGCCCAUGCACCGGUGAUCCAGCCCAUCGCUUUGGCUCGGACCCCUGCCACCCACUGACCCUGCUUCAUCUGGAACCCCAAUGCAUCCGUACUCCUUCCCAAUUGAACUGCUGUGGGCCUGAGACAGUCCUGUCACUGAGGGCCACUUAAUGUAUGAAGUUAGAUUUCACAGUUGGACAGCAUUUUCAGUCUCGUAAUGGCAAAAGCAAACUUCAGACCAGCUCUCAGCUUUAUGUACAGUGGUAUAUUGAUAAGUGAAAACCUGUAACAUCCGUCACCCUCUCUAGAUGAGUUCUUGACUCUUGAAAACCAGUUUUGAAGAUUCUGGGGGUUUUUUUAAAGUUAUUUGACCGUCUUUCUCUUUGUUUUUGUAAGGAUAGAAAGGUUUCUUCAGCUGUUUGGUCGUCAAGUCAAGGAAAAUUUUCACUGUCUUCAUCUUUUCAAGACAGACAUUGUGUUGUGAGCUAUUGGUUCAUUUUUCAUUCUGGUUCUUCACUUUUAAGCAACAAAAGACAACCAAAAAAAUGUUUUUUUUUUUUUUGUUUGUUUUUUUUUUUUUUCUUCUGGAGAGUCUACUCGAGCUGUUUAGCUUUCUAAAACAUUGAAUUUAUAACUUUUCAUAAUCAAGAAUUGAUUUUUCUAAAAUCUUCUACGAUUAAAAGACUUUCACAACACUGUGUAAAA
Megalobrama amblycephala (Wuchang bream) is the source of this 2517-nucleotide messenger RNA. It is a transcript of the gene rbm39b, whose product is annotated as RNA binding motif protein 39b. Gene Ontology annotation, biological process: mRNA processing. Gene Ontology annotation, cellular component: nucleus. Bases 273 to 1850 code for a protein of 525 amino acids. The transcript has 16 exons. Gene Ontology annotation, molecular function: RNA binding. The record is from RefSeq and is a predicted model, not a curated record. NCBI's taxonomy places the organism in Eukaryota, Metazoa, Chordata, Actinopteri, Cypriniformes, Xenocyprididae.